This is a messenger RNA of Fusarium odoratissimum NRRL 54006, 864 nucleotides long. RefSeq lists its product as uncharacterized. Lineage: Eukaryota; Fungi; Ascomycota; Sordariomycetes; Hypocreales; Nectriaceae. The record is from RefSeq and is a predicted model, not a curated record. Bases 1 to 864 code for a protein of 287 amino acids. The transcript is spliced from 2 exons.
AUGUUGGCAGUAUCCGGUUCAGACACUGGCGAGGAGCAAUUCAAGAUCAUGGACCAAUGGAAGAACAAAGCCUCCGGUUUGGAGAUCCUCGUUGCCAACGUGGAUACCAAGGUCAGGGAUGUCAACGCGCAUACAGACUGUACCAAAGGGCUGCUGUUGAACUGGACUCUUGAACCAGAGCGCAUGCUCAAGUUCAUCAACAAUAUGGGUAGCACCAACCAGAAGAAGCAGUCCAUCUUUCACAUGCUCAAGGUCGCCGAUACCUACCACGAUGUCAUUGAGAGGCUUUCCAAGGACAUCAAGCUCCUGGAAUGGAUGACUGGUGUCGUCCGCGAGAUCUGCAUCUUUGAGCUGAUCAAGUCAACUUGGCACCAGCAAUUCAACCGUUACGCCUGGAUGGCGGCAUAUGAUCUGAAAGGCCACGACUUCGAGUAUCAUGAUCCCGAAUGGUGUCAACUUGGCCAUGUCUUCUCGAUCGUGGCGAAGUUGAUGCUUCACCAUCCCGAAGACAAAGACUUCUGGGUCGAGAGCAUGCCUAUCCUCAUGGAACUUUGUUUCCACUUCAAGGAUGCAUUCGAUAAGUCCGAUGGUCUUGAAUGCCGGUUGAGUCUUACACCUAAAGAGAUGAGAAAGUCGUUCCUCCCGGUAUUCAAGGGGAUGAAAAACGCAUGGGCAGCGCUUGAUGAUGAACAGGCCUCUGAGCGACGAGAGAUGCUGCAACGUGGUCUUGAAACCAGAGCUAAAGGGCACGGGACAGUCGCUCAGGAUGGUGAGAAGCGCAAGGCUGGUGAUGGUGAGGGUGGUGCAAAGAAGCAGAAGACCAGCAAGCUGGAUGCGAUUUUGGACGGUACAGUUGAGAAGUGA